CUUAAAGAUAUCAUCAAACAUUGAUGCAGGAUCACAAACACACACGUCUCUCAUCAAGAAUGGGCACAAAGAUAAUUGUCCUAAUAUUGCUAGCUUUAACAACGACAGCAGAUGGACGUUCAGGAAGGAAGACUGAGAUUCGCUAUGACCCAACAUGGGAGUCCCUAGAUUCCAGGCCAUUACCAGCAUGGUAUGAUGAAGCCAAAAUUGGAGUCUUUGUGUCAUGGGGAGUCUUUUCAGUUCCAAGUUUUGGAAACGAGUGGUUUUGGCAACGAUGGCAAGGGGACAAAAAUCCAAAGUAUGUGCAGUAUAUGCAGGACAACUAUAAACCUGACUUCACCUAUGCUGACUUCUCAAGUGAUUUCACGGCAGAGUUUUAUGAUGCUGAAGCUUGGGCUGAACUGUUUGCUGCUUCUGGAGCUAAAUACACAGUCUUUAUAACUAAACAUCAUGGAGGGUUUUGCAACUGGCCGACUAACGUCAGUUUUAACUGGAACUCGAUGAUGGUUGGUCCCAAGAGAGAUAUUGUUGGUGAGAUGGCACGAGCACUCAAGUCAAAGACAGAUAUUCACCUUGGCCUGUACCACUCUAUGUAUGAGUGGUUCAACCCUCUUUAUCUACAGGACAAGGCAAACAACUACACCACCACCAAGUUUCCUGAGCAAAAGACUAUUCCUGAGUUAUACGAGCUUGUGAACAGCUAUGAACCGGACCUGUUGUGGUCUGAUGGAGACUGGGAUGCCCCAGACACUUACUGGGGUUCCAAGGAAUUUUUGGCCUGGCUGUACAACGACAGCCCAGUGAAGGAUAAGGCUGUCGUCAAUGACAGAUGGGGAAAGGGGGAUGAAUGUCAUCAUGGGGGAUACUUGACAUGUUCAGACAGGUUCAAUCCAGGAGUACUUCAGCCAAGGAAGUGGGAGGGUGGAUUGACAAUUGACAAGGCAUCAUGGGGAUUCCGUCGAGAGGCUGUCCUGGCAGAUUAUUUGACCAUGGAGGAGAUUAUAACACGGCUUGUUCAAGUUGUCAGCUGUGGAGGGAACCUGGUUAUCAAUGUCAGUCCAACCAAAUAUGGCAUGAUUAGCCCCAUCUAUGAGGAGAGACUGAGACAGAUGGGAGACUGGCUGAAGCUGAAUGGGGAGGCUAUCUACUCCUCCAAACCUUGGGUGGCACAGAAUGACACAGUCACACCAGGAGUUUGGUACACACAGAAAGGGGGGACGGUGUACGCCAUUGUCCUCAACUGGCCACAACCAGGUCAACUCAUCCUUGGAUCAGCUUUGCCAAAAACUGGAAUGAAAGUCAGUCUCCUUGGCUACACUGAAGGCUCCUUCUCCUGGCAGAAUGCUUCACCCAAAGGAAUCAGCAUCACAAUCCCUCCCAUCCCUGUCAACCAGAUGCCAUGUCAGUGGGCAUGGGUCUUCGCAAUGGCAUAAAUGGUUCACAACAGGAUGGGUCUUUAAAGGUUAAUAUAGAAGAAAACAAGAUUAAUAUGGAUAGGAUCCAAGAGACGAUCUCGUAUCAAACUAUGUAAGGAGUGGAACUUUUUCAGAACAAUUUCAAACUGUUAGGAAUAAAUUUCGUUAUUGAUAUAGAUAACAUAAGCCAAUUAUAUUACGAAGAAAGUUCCUACAAAUAAAACACUUAAUGAACAUCUGGUUAGCAAGAAAUCUUACACCUUAUGGAAGAAUCACAGUUUUAAAAUCCUCCCUCCUGCCCAAGUUAAACCACCUGGUUUCUACACUUCCUCGCCCACUUGAAUCUGUUAUAGACAAUUUCCAAAAACGAUGUUUUAGAUUUAUAUCACAAAACAAGCCAGAUAAAGUUAAAAGAGAUACUGUUGUGCUAAAUCUGGAACAUGGGGGGCUUAAAGUUCCAAUGAUUAAAAAUGUUAUAUCUUCACAAAAACUGAAAUGGGUAGAGAGAUUACAAAGCACCUCAUCAAAUUGGAAAUCAUUAUUUAUGCACAGAUUUCACAGUCACAACUUAUUGUGGAUAUCAGAUAAAACAUAUAUCGAAAAUAGAGUGAAGUCUUUAAAGAUUGGUCUAAUAUUGUUAGAAGAUACAAAGGACAUGUAAAAACUGAGUGUGACCUACCGGUACUCUCUCAAAGUAUUUGGAAUAAUGAUAACAUAAAAGUUGGAAAUGAGACUAUUUCUUAUAGAAGUUGGGAAAAACAAGUAUAAUAUUCGUAAACGAUUUAUUGAAUGAAAACGGCAGAUUAUAUUCUAAGGAAGAAUUCUGUGCCUUAUACACCCUAGACACAGACUUUCUUAAAUAUGAGGGUGUUAAACAAGCCGUUUUAUGUUAUGCAAAUUCAAUAGGUAUUACUUUAUCCAGACGUAAAUUAUGUAAUCCAGUGUAUCCGUUUAUAAUGAAAUGUACAAACAAUCACCUGGGACACCAAAGUAUGAUAUGUCAGUUGAUUCACGCUUUGUUAAAUGAUAAGUGGGAACACGUCACUGGUUCGCACUACUCAGACUUUGGCUGGAAACGUUUCAACUCGAACACAAAUAAAUGUACUGCAAGUACCGAAUUAAGAUGGCUGCAGUACAGAACCAUUCACAGAAUAUUGCCAGUCAGACAUUUCCUCUACAAAAUCAACUAUGUGGAUAGCCCUAAAUGUACCUCUUGUAGCGAUCACGACGAAACAAUUCUGGGAGUGUGACAAGGUGGAAAGCAUAUGGCGUGAAAUGAAAAUAUGGCUCAGAACUGUAGAUGUAGAAUUGAGUUUUACAAAUUCCCAGGUAAUGUUUGGGAUUAAAGGAAAGCAUGACAAUGCACUAAAUGCAAAAAUAUUUUAGUCAAGAAUAUCAUAUACAACUGUUUCAUUCCAAAUACUUCAUACAUUAAGAGACAACUCAUACAAUAUUAUAAUACCACAAAAUAUGUACACAUUAACCUUCACCAGGAACCCUAAUUCCUAAAACUAUGGUCCAGUUUACACAAGCUAUUUAGAACCGUUGAGUAGGUAAAUUACUUCGAUGUACAUGUAACAAUGUUAUUGACUCUGUACAAUUAUACUGAAGUUAUAUACAUGUAUAAUGAACAGUAUACUCUUACAUAUGUCAACCUGUAUGUAUACCUGAAAAAAAGCAAAAUCAGAAAAAAAGGAUAGGGUCUUUGCAAGGAAAUAAACAUAUGGUUUAUAAUGGGAUGUGUGUUCAUUAUGACACAAAUCAUGGACAAUUAAAGAGAUGGGCCUUAACAAUGACAUAAAUUGAUGACAAUUAUAAAAGAAGACCUUUUCCAUAACAUAUUUGUCAAAGAGAUGGCCCCAACAAAUGCAUUUGCUACUUAACUUACAUUUUUGUAUUACAAAAGGAACUUGUUUUCAUUAUAAAAAGAAUGCUUCCUUGAAUGCAUAUAUAAAGAUUAUGACCAAAAUUUCUAUCCUUUUUUCUCAACUUCAACACAUAUUAAAUCCUAAGAAACCUGACAUGACAAAAAAUGUAAGAACAAAGGUUAUCUCCCUUGAAUUGACAUUGUCUCCCUUGUCUUCGCCAUGACAUAAAUAGUUAACAUUAACACAGGUUAUAAACAUAUCAUUGAUAAUGGGAUGGACCUACACAAUGACACAAAUGGUUGACAAAUAUACAAGAUGGGCCUUCACAAUGAUAUACAUGGUUGACAACUGAAUAGUGGACAUUUUCAAUAACAUAAUUUAUUUACAAUGAAAUGUCUGACAAUGGGAUGGUCCAAAUAGACAUGUUUGCUAUUUUACUUUAAUUCUUGUGCUACAAAUGAAAGUGGUUCUCAUAAUAAAAUGAAUGCUGCUUUGACUGCAUAUAUGAACAUUA
Molecule: messenger RNA, 3797 nt
Organism: Haliotis rubra (blacklip abalone)
Lineage: Eukaryota; Metazoa; Mollusca; Gastropoda; Lepetellida; Haliotidae
Product: alpha-L-fucosidase-like
Exons: 8
Coding region: 24-1433 (469 amino acids)
Biological process (GO): fucose metabolic process; glycoside catabolic process
Cellular component (GO): lysosome
Molecular function (GO): alpha-L-fucosidase activity
Source: RefSeq, a predicted model, not a curated record